UAAAGUUCAUCAUCAACAUCGUUCAGUCAAAUGGGAUAAAAGCCCCAUGAUCGACAAUUCUGGGGAGUUUCAGUCCGCGCCGAAAUACGCCCGUUCCUUCAGUGUGAAUCCCACCCUUACCACUUCCCCCCCUACAAGAGAAGAGAUCCCUUCGUUGCAAGAGCUGGAUGUGUCACCAGCUGACGUGUACUCAAAUGGCAUGAUCAUCCCUGACAUCACCCACUUGCUGGAUCCCACACCUGAGCCUGGCAGAGAGCCAGUGACAGAAACCCUUCCCGCAACUCACACCACAUUUUUAUCUCCCGCCUCCCCGACUCUGCCCUCCAUGGAGCUGGCAUUGACUUUGCUGGAUGACCCAGCUGCCCAGGAGUCUGAGGAAAUACCCUCAGAAAGAAAUGAUGUGUCUGAUCCACUGGCACUGAUUGACUCCAGUUUAGCAGCGAUCCGCUCAUGCUCUCCACCCUCACCAGACCUGGACAAUUUCAGCAAGAUCUUUACCCCUGACUGCCACAUCUCUGCUGUUAAAGACUCCAACACAAAAACCGAGAGCAAACAGAGAAGCCAGAAUGAAGCAAACACGUUACCUCACGCCAACACAGUUACACAGCAGCAGCAGAGCCUGCAACAAAAUGCAGACCCGGAGCAGGAGCGCUACGAUAGUGGAGAGUAUUCGGAUAUAUUACCAUCCCUUCUGCAACUGGCGCAGGAAGCAUCCAGCCUAUCCUUCAGCAAUCAGCAAAAUGUGGCUUCUCUUGGACAGGAAAUCUCACACACAUAUGCCAGCCCACACAGAGAGCAGAUACAUUUAGGCUAGAAAAGGGAAGACUGAAA
Molecule: messenger RNA, 831 nt
Organism: Sinocyclocheilus rhinocerous
Lineage: Eukaryota; Metazoa; Chordata; Actinopteri; Cypriniformes; Cyprinidae
Exons: 8
Coding region: 47-814 (255 amino acids)
Source: RefSeq, a predicted model, not a curated record